Messenger RNA from Nematocida major, 303 nucleotides. RefSeq lists its product as uncharacterized. The transcript has a single exon. The coding region runs from base 1 to 303 and encodes 100 amino acids. Lineage: Eukaryota; Fungi; Microsporidia. The record is from RefSeq and is a predicted model, not a curated record.
AUGCGGGCAAAGCGCAUUUUCGCAGACAAAAGCAUGCACAGGCAGCCUCCCAGGCGUGCCGUGCGAUUUACGCCUGCGCGCACGAGACCAAGUAAAACAAGCAAAUCAAGAGCCCUUCGGGGGCGUGCGCACACAUACACAUAUGGGUGUUUAUUUCUUGGCCUGGUGUGCCGCAGCAAUGCCUUUUACUUUUCUAUGUGCUCCGGCGUGGCCACAGGCUUUUGGCUUUCCGGGGCUCUGAGGUUUCUAAGCUGCCCGGAUACGGCCCGGAAUGCCCUGCACAGAUACAUGUCGCCUAGCUGA